Thyridium curvatum is the source of this 5073-nucleotide messenger RNA. RefSeq lists its product as uncharacterized. Gene Ontology annotation, cellular component: cytoplasm; chromosome. Gene Ontology annotation, molecular function: 3'-5' DNA helicase activity; ATP binding; four-way junction helicase activity. The record is from RefSeq and is a predicted model, not a curated record. The transcript is spliced from 3 exons. Lineage: Eukaryota; Fungi; Ascomycota; Sordariomycetes; Thyridiales; Thyridiaceae. The annotation marks the transcript as partial. Gene Ontology annotation, biological process: double-strand break repair via homologous recombination.
AUGGAGUUAUUUGUGCAGUUAUCAGAUUUCCCAUUUGUGAUUUGCCGUCAGUGUAAGAUUGGGGUUGUCACCAACGAGGUGAAGGCACAUUUAAAGAAGCAACAUGGAAAUAUCAGCCAGCAGCAAGCCCGGGCGUACGUCCAGAUGGCCCAGGCCAUUCCCAAUGCCAUCCACAACCAGGCCAAAUUAAAAGAAUGGCCAUAUCCAGGUCCCGAGACCAAGCCAAUACCAUUCAUCAAGCCGCCCAAGUCAGACGGGUUGGGUUGCAAUAGUUGUCGGUAUGUUGUCCGUGAUACCCGUCAGAUGCAGAAGCAUUGCGAGGCCGCACACAGUUGGUCGAAUAACCGCAGACGAGGUCGAUACAACCAAAGAGCAGAAAGAAUGUUACCACCAGUGCCAUGGCGGACAGGGGUGCAAUGCCAACAGAUGUUUCCCAAUCGUGCCGGAAGCAGUUGGUUCGAGGUCGGGCGUGGCCAAGCGGUCAGCCGGCAGGCCCAGGCCGAUAGUCCAGAGCAGGAGUUGGCCGCAUUCAUCACCCAAAUACACCAAGAGGAAGAGCAGGCGUUUGAGGCCGAGGCCAAGUCCCAGAUGCACGAGGCAGACGAUAAGUGGGAGGCAGACAGGUGGUUGCGACGAUGCGGUUGGUCGCGCCAUUUGGCCAACACCGACCAGGAGCGGUUGCGGGGCAUGUUGCAGCCCAUCGACGACGCCGAGGUGGUAUUGCAGCAGAUGUGGCAGAGUUUGGACCGCGUGUUGGACAGCGCGUACACGGCGGCGACGCAGUGCCACCAGGGCAGCGCCGAGUUGUUCGAGGUCGAGCGCAAGGAGACGACGAUCACGCCCAGCAAGCCGUUCCAGCCAUUGAUGGAGCCGGAUUCGUGGGGCCGGUACAAGGAGGUGUGGAAGAAGUUGUUGGCCAUUUGGCAGCGCAUGGAGUCGUGGGAUGAAAGAGACAGGGCGGCCGAGAGCAGUACCGGCGUGCACGGCAGCGACGGAGACGAUGGCGACGAAGACGACGGCGACAGCAGUACAGCCAACAGCGACGAAGAAGAGGGCAACAGCAGUACGACCAGCAGUCCGACCAGCAGUCCAGCACAUGGUCGACCGGAGUACCGCAUGACGAUCCAACAGGCCAGAGCGUGGCAGAGAUUUAUGGAUGGUAUCAACAAGGUUAUCGCAGGCGAGGACACGAGACCCAGCGAGGCCGAGACAGACCGGAUGUGUUUAGACACCAUCGUCGAGUUUUUAGACCACCCGUUCAAGAAUGGCAACCAUUACGAGAGCAUCAUCAUCAGCGCAUUAGCGGUCAUGGGGUUAGACCCGUGCGGAGGGUGGGUGCGAGUCGUCAAUUACACACCGAUUUAUUCGGUGGUGACCAAGGUCGGCCGGUAUUUGGUAUUGUACCAGUCCAUGUUGGAGCGCGAGGCAUGGAUCCAGCGGCGGCAGCGGGGCACCGGGUGCGAGCGGCAAGAGGCGGAGGAGAAGGUAGAUGGGUUGUUCAAGAUCGUGCGCAGGAAGGUGCGGCGGUUCAUGACGCGGAUUCCGGACGACGAGGAGGCAGAGCCGACGCCGAUGAAUUGGAUCAUCAACACGCGCACAUACGGCAUGCACAUCCGAUAUACGACGCCGGGCAGCGAGGCGAUCGAUUGGCGAGGCGACGAGAUCAUACACGGGCACGUCCGGUUGGGCAUGGGCAGGUUGUCCGACAUGAUGCACAGUUUGUUGCAGGAGGCACGGCGGACGAUGGCCGGGUUGACCAUGAUCGAGGGGGGUGGGCAGGAGCCAGAGGUGGACAUCCGGGGGGCAUUGCCACGGAUCCCAUGGCACGACAUCGAGGACCGGCACGGCGAAAGCGCGUUGGGGCACGCGUUUUUGAACGACGAAGCCAACGAAGCAUGGACGAAGGCCGGCCACGGAUGGGUCAUGAAGCAGAUUUUGGGUUCGACAGCAAGGCAAGAGAGAUGGAUCACGCAGCCGGCCAACAAGGAUUGCCCGUACAAGGAGAGGGCGAUCCGCGAUUACGAGCAGGCCGUAGAGCGGUUCCGAGGCCAGAUUUGGGUGUUGAUGCACAUGUUGGGGGGGCAGCCGGCACGGUCGACCGAGAUUUUGGGGUUGCGGAUGUGGAACACGGCCAACGGCGGCGUACGCAACAUAUUCGUCCAUAAGGGCAUGGUAUGUUUCGUCACGAUGUACCACAAGGGGUUCCGAAGGACGGACACGAUCAAGGUCAUACACCGGUAUUUGCCACGGGAGGUCGGCGAGUUGUUGGUGUGGUAUAUGUGGUUGGUUUUGCCGUUUUGGCAGCAGGUGCAGGGCAGGAUCAAGCAGCAACACGUCCGGAGCGCGUUUUUAUGGGCCGACCAGGUGGUGAGCCGGACGGGCAGCAAGGAGGGCAGGGUUAGGGAGGUGCACACGAGACAGGCAGGUCGCGGCGACGUCGACAGUGGCCACGUCAAUGGCAACGGGGUCAGCAGCCAUAUCAACAGCAGCAGCGAUGCCAGGGACGAACCGGACGAGGGGCCAGAGCAGGAGCAGGAGGAGGCCGCGUUCAUGGAGUGGUUCCGCGAGAGCAAAUGGACCAGCGACCGGGUCACGCGCGCGAUGCAGCGGUACAGCGUGCAGUUUUCAGGGCAGGAGUUGAAGAUCGGCGCGUGGAGGCACAUCGCGAUCGGGAUCGCGAACCGAUAUUUCAACAAGGCAUUCGGGCCGCACGACGGGGCCGGAGACGGCGACGGCGGGGCGGACGACGACGGGGACGGCAGUUUGGUGGACAGCAUAUACGAUUUACAGGCGGGCCACGGGUCACACAUCGCCGGGUUGGUGUACGCGCGCAUGUUCGGACAGGGCGAUUUGGGUACGAUGCGAAGCCGAGAGCAGUUCCGCAAGGUCAGCAUGCAGUGGCACCGGUUUUUCGGGUUCGGGGCCGAGGACGGGCCGGGGCCAGCGACAGGGGCCGGGGUGAAGCGGGUGCGGAUGGCAUUUGAUGAUGAGAGGGAUGACAUGCGGUUCAAGCGGUUCAAGCAGUUGCACCGGGCGGAUUUGCAUGGCCAGUUGAAGCAGAUGUUGGGGCCGACGGCCGAGUUCCGGGGGUUGCAAGAGCCGGUGAUCCAGGCGGUGGUCCGGGGCGAGUGGCCGAUCGUGCAGAUAACACCGACGGGCGGAGGUAAGAGUUUGACAUUCAUGUUGCCGGCGUUUUGCACGCCCGACGGGGUGACGGUCGUGGUGACACCAUUGGUGGCGUUGCAGGAUGACAUGGUGGACCGGUGCCGGCGGCACGGGAUCGACGCGUACGUGUGGAAGAGCCGAGGACCGCAGCGGGCGGCGGCGUUGGUGUUUGUGACGCCCGAGUCGGCCGCGGGCCAGGGGUUCCGAGAGUUCGUCGAGCGGAUGCGCAGCCAGCACCGGUUGGACCGGGUGGUGGUAGACGAGUGCCACACGUUGUUACAGCACACCAAGACGUUCCGGCCGCAGAUGGCACGGUUGGGUGGCGUUUUACAGGACAUCGGGUUGCCGGUUGUGUGUUUGACAGCAACGUUAAAGCCGGGGCAGGAGCAGGCAUUGGCGGCCAAGUUGGGGUUCCGACACGAGCGGUUGCGCAUAUUCCGGGAGGCGACGACACGUCGCAACAUUGAGUACAGCAUCGAUAUCAUCCGGGAGGGCCCAGAGGCAGACACAAGGGCACAGUCCCGAGCAGGGACGAUGAAUACGAGCCGCAAGAGGAGGGUGGCGCCAGGCAGGGUGAACGUGGAGGGGGAGGAAGUAGGCGAGGCGGACGAGGCGGUCGAGGAGCGGGUGUGCGAGGUAGUCAGGCGGUGGACAGACGGACAGGGGCAAGGGAAGGUGAUAGUAUACGGCGGGACGAUCGCGCGGGUAGAGAGGAUCGCGGUAGCGUUAGGGUGUACGGCACAUUGGCGAGGGGUGGGAAACGCAGAGGAGAAGGCCCGACAGAUACAGGCAUGGCGGCAGAGCACAGGCGGCCCGUCAGGGUGGAUCGUGGCGACAAACGCGUUAGGGUUAGGGAUCGACGAGCCAGACGUCGGGUUGGUAGUCCACGCAGGGAUGCCGAGACGGUUAGAGGAUUUCGCGCAGGAGAGCGGGCGCGGCGGGCGUGGCGGGCAGAAGAGCAUGUCGGUGGUAGUCAUACGGCAGUCGUGGUUAGACGAGCAGCAAGGACGGCGGCGAUGGAGACGACAGGGACGACAGGGACAACAGCAGGGCGGGGAAGGAGAACAGCAGGCAUGUGGGUGGGACGAGGACACGGUCGAGUACGCAGCAGGAGAGCGUUGCAGACGGGACGUUUUGGACCAAGAGAUGGACGGACGUACAGACCGGAUCGGUUGCGCGGAGGACGAGGAGGCAUGCGAUAUAUGCCAGCAGCGUUCACAGGCAUGGCAGCAACAAGCCCAACAGGAGCAGGCAGACGAGACAGACGGCAAGGAGAGCACAGGGUCAGCAGAGAGGUGUUAUCAGCACAGCCAGCAGAAGGGCCAACAGGCACAGGCAGACAGGACAAGACAGGUCAUGACGGAGGCGUGCGAGGUGCAGGCGUUCGAGGACAUGGAGGAGACCACGAUAGGAGAUAUGACCGAGGAUAUUCGCCAGCAUCCAGAGGGCAGUCCGGCCACCAGACAUAUGCCGUCAGAGGGACAAGAUGGCAAAGAGGAAGAGAGAUGCAUGGGAGGACAGCGCAGAGAGGGCCAGGGUCGGGCGGUUCAAGAGGUUACGGAUGACGAACGUGCAGGGCCAGUUGGAGCAGAUGAUGGGCGAGGGCGUGCGGUUCAGGGGGUGCCAGGAGCAGGUCAUCAGGGCGAUAUUCCGCGGCACGACGCCGAUCGUGCAGAUCACGGGCACAGGCGGCGGCAAGAGUUUGUCGUUCAUGUUGCCCGGGUAUUGCAGCGGCGGCGACGGGGUGACGAUCGUGGUCGUGCCGUUGGUGGCGUUGCAGCAGGAUUUAUUGCGACGGUGCCGGGAGCACGGGAUCGACACGCACGUAUGGACGGGGCGGGAGGCCGGGCGGGCGGCGGCGAUCGUGUUGGUGACGCCCGAGUCGGCCAGCACGAAGGGGUUCCGCAG